AUGGAACCAUACAUCCUCCCCUUUUCGAAAUUGAAAAAAGAAAAUUUUAAAUGUGUGGAAUAUCCAUUUUUAAUACAUUCUCGUAGUAUUUCUCUGCUAUUAACUAGCAUGGUUAGUUGUUUAAGCAGAAAUGAUGCUCAACAUGGUUUAUUAAUUUGCCCUGAGAAGGAAGUGACAGAAAUCGAGGAUAUCAUCAUCAAAAACGAGGGAGUGUUUGACACGGAGUUUUUGAGUUCUGCUAAUUCAAUUGAAUACCUUCAAUACCUUGAUAAAAUCGAGAUUUUACCCAUACGAAACAUGAAGUCUUUGAGUGAUCUAAUGAAUGAAGCAGUUAACCAAAAGGGAGAAAUGUUGGUAGGAAUAGUCAAUGUCUCUAUUAUGUUAAAAUAUGAAGAAUGCUUGAAUGCUGCUUCAUUAUCUUCAAUACUGGCCGAUGUAAUUGAAAAGUGUUCGCUCUUAAUAAUCUGCGAAACCGGAGCAUUAGAAACCCCUAUACCCAUCAGUGAUUCUAUGAAGCACGAGAGCGUAACCCUGGAAACCGUGUAUUCAUUAUGGAUCCCUGUUUAUUUGAGAGUCUCUAAUGAUUCUGAGACUCCUAGAAUCUCAAGAGCAAGUUUUCAUAGUCGUGAAUUUUCUCAGACAUCAGUAUGGAAAUCAAACACUUUUUUUCAAGAUGUUAAAAUUAAUACUUAUCGAAGUUAUUGUGGCACCUAAAAAGUUUGGAUUCGUGUGAUAAGUAAUAGCAGUAAUUAUGUAUCUACUAAAAUGAAUGUUUCAAUUUUACGUCGAGAA
This is a messenger RNA of Schizosaccharomyces cryophilus OY26, 792 nucleotides long. RefSeq lists its product as uncharacterized. The record is from RefSeq and is a predicted model, not a curated record. NCBI's taxonomy places the organism in Eukaryota, Fungi, Ascomycota, Schizosaccharomycetes, Schizosaccharomycetales, Schizosaccharomycetaceae. The transcript has a single exon. Bases 1 to 714 code for a protein of 237 amino acids.